Kluyveromyces marxianus DMKU3-1042 is the source of this 1914-nucleotide messenger RNA. RefSeq names its product signal recognition particle subunit SRP72 (gene SRP72). Gene Ontology annotation, biological process: SRP-dependent cotranslational protein targeting to membrane. Gene Ontology annotation, molecular function: protein binding; 7S RNA binding; ribosome binding. Lineage: Eukaryota; Fungi; Ascomycota; Saccharomycetes; Saccharomycetales; Saccharomycetaceae. The transcript has a single exon. Bases 1 to 1914 code for a protein of 637 amino acids. Gene Ontology annotation, cellular component: signal recognition particle, endoplasmic reticulum targeting. The record is from RefSeq and is a predicted model, not a curated record.
AUGGUACAAGAAGAUCUAACCGAACUUAUCAGGAAGUUUGAUUUUAAGGAAAAGAAUCCAAAAUUACAGAGCACUAUAACAGCAUGUUACAAGAAACUACUAGCUGAAGGGAAUGACCCACAUAAAGCUAGACAAAUUAUAUUCGGGGAUCUUGUGAAAGAGGAGAAAUAUGAUCUUCUGUGUUACGUGUUCCAAAAACUAUUCAAUGACAGUAAAGAAUCAGCUACAGUGGAGCCCGAUAUUAUAAUGUUCGUCCUUUAUGCCGUAUAUAAAUCGAAGAAGCUUGGUUCGGAUCCUGAAACUACUAAAGUCGUUGACUUCGACAAGUAUCUUUCCGUUGCUGACAAUUACGCCUCAAAGGAUUCGAUCUCUGAACUAGAGAGACAAGUAUUACACAUUGUUGCCCAAGACGCUUGGAAGCAAAAAAACCCUGAGAAGGCAUUUGGCAUAUACAAGAAAUUACUUGAAAUUCCAAACGACUUGGAUAACACCUUUGAAUUGCUUUGUAACAAAUAUGCUGCAUUGUCAGCUAUUCCAUACUUUUCAGAAGUGAAAGAAGAUAUCUCCACAGUCGGUGAAAAUGAUACUUAUGACAUUUUGUACAACAAAGCACUAGGAUUAUGUCAAUUGAGAGAUUAUAAUGCUGCUUUAGCGGUCUCUACCAAUGCAUUGGAACUCGCACAAAAGGAGGAAGCUGACUUAGAUGAUCAGAGAUCAAUCAAGUUGCAAUUAUCAUACAUUCACCAACUUAUAGGCCAAUAUGAAGAAGCCAAGACACUAUUAAAAGAUGUCUUAGAUAGCUCAAUCGAUAAAAGUGAUAUGCUCUAUCAUAUUGCAAAGCUCAAUUUAAAGUCAUUUACUGACUUUUCUAAGUUCAAAGACAAUAUGCCUUUGAUAUUGCGCGAAAUAGAAGCCAAUCACUUGGUUGGUUCUUACAAUGAACUAUCAAAACAGCAAUUCGAUGUGGUUUCAAAUAAUAUCGAAUCAUUGAAGCUCUUCAGCAAUGGUACGAUUAACAGAUCUACCUUACCUCAUUCGAUUGCUAAUAAAUUCUACUCAAAAAAUGUCAACAACGUUGUACUUGAACCUUACGAGGAUCAAGCGGAAGCCUUGUCCAAGAAAUUAGACAAGUACCUUGUGAGUGGAACAAAAGAUAGUAAGACUUUGCUCAUUUAUUCAUUGGUUUGUAUUCAAUUGCUCGUUAAGGCAAAAAACUUGGAUAAGGCAAUAUCAAGAGCCGAAAAGAUUUGGAACCACUUCCCUAGAGAUGAAUUAUCAAAGGAGAAACGUGUCAUUUCUUAUAUCCUACUAAAAUUGUAUGACGAACAAAAUAGAUCACAUUCGACGUCAAAACACAUCGAAAAGUUGCACAAGCUCUUUACUGAGGAGUCAUUGAAAGAAGAUCCGUUAUUCUGGGAAUUUAUUGGAUUUAAACUACUAGAGCAAGGGAGAAUCCCCGAUGCUGAACGUAUGUUCAGAGGUUAUGCUGAAAUUAAUCCAAACUCAGCCUCAGCAAAAUACAUGAAAGAACUUGCUUCCGCUGAUAUUUUGAAUACUGAUAUCGAUAAAAUUAUUGGGGAUGUCGAUGUUGAAACCAUUAUAAGUUCGGGAAUAUCAGUUUUCGAAAAGAGCAAAUCUAAGACAACUGCUAUUAGACCUACUCCAAAGAAGAAGAGACGUGUUCAUAAGAACAAGAAACUUCCAAAGAGCUACGAUGAAAAUAAGAAGCCAGACCCUGAAAGAUGGUUACCUUUGAAAGAAAGAUCUACCUACAGAGUCAGUAAAAAGAACAUUGGUAAGAAUACUCAAGGCUCAAAGACAUCAAAAGCCAGUGAGGCCAAGUUGGAUAUAACGAAGAAGGCAGCAAAAAAGACGAAUAAAUCUUCCAAAAGCAAGUCUAACCGCAGACACUAA